AUAUCGAACAAACCACAGACAACUAUGUUAUGUACUUAUCUGUCGUCAUUUGGUAUUGAUACGCCAUCGCGUUAACCGAGGGUCGAGUCGAAAUGUUAUCAUUUAUUAAAACAUUUCUUGCUACUGAUCAAAAUGUUGUUAACGUUUUUAAACCCAUCUAUAUUUUACUAUCUAUCUUAGGGCUGUUUCCCUAUACUAUUAAAUUCCCAAAAGGAAAACAUGCAUUCAUAAUAACACGCAAAACUUUUAUUCUCCAUUCUCUUUGCGGUCUCGUCAUGUUUGCAUUUCUUUGUUUCAAUUGCUUCUACAAAUUUAAAUUAUUGACAACAGCAUUAAAGACACAUACGACGAAGAAUUUAAUUACACACAUUAAUUAUUUUAUUGGAAUAUUUUCUAGAUUGAUUUGUGAUGUAGCUUUAUAUUAUUAUACGGUCAGAAACGCUAAAAAUUACGUAAAUAUACUUCAAGAAAUAGCUUUUCUUUGGUCUGAAUUGGUUUUUGUUAACGUGAAACCAAUUAUGCAAUUCCUGCUUAAACGUUUGGUUUUGGCGCCUGUACUUUGGUUCAUGUUCUUUCUGAUAUUUCGUCUGGAAAUAUAUUACGCGGAACAUAAUAAAUUCGGCCUCGGUUUAUUUCUAUUUUUACCUGAAAUGGUUACGAGUCUAGUGGUGAUUUUCUAUAGUUCCCAGAUUCUGUUGGUAGUAGGAUUAUUGAAGAAUAUUGAGAUGCAUUGUAAAAUGCUAGUAAAUAUGAAACAUGGGGUUUGUGGAACAGAUUCUAACGAUGUGGAUAAUCGCAAUCUCUUCAAUCAUUUAGAGCUAACUUAUGUAAAAGCAUUAGAAUUGAAACGAAAAAUUGGUAAAGCAUUUGAGACUCCUCUUGCUGCUAUUAUUAUACUAUGCUUUCACACGGCAUUACGAAAUACACAUACCAUGUACCAUGGCCUAGUGAUUUCUAAAACGAUUAACUAUCAUAAAAUAUCCGAAAGGAGUUUUUGGCUUGUGUAUCCUUUAGCGAAAAUCUACGUUUUGGCUUAUGCAGGAAACCAGUUGCAAAAUGAGGUUAGCAAAAUAGGUGAAACGCUGCAUAAUAUACCAAUCGGGGACCAGGAAAGGCUUUGUUUGGAGGUUCAGCAUUUCACUACCCUCAUGUCCUUUCAUAAGCCACAAAUCACGAUCUAUGAUUAUUUUGCCCUGGACAUAACGCUAUUUUUCAGUAUAAUGACGGGCCUGGUGACGUACGUGUUGCUACUGGUGCAGUUCGACAGUCCACCCAAUUCUACUGCCAGUGGAUUCACUUUCGUGGGCUUUCGAGAAUGUUGUCUGUGAAUUAAUCGAAUAAAGAAUAUACAAUACAAUGCAAAUCCUUUUUAUUUCACCUCAUAAUAAAAUAAGGAAACACACAUAAAGACAGAGGUAAACAACCUUAUCGCUAAAGCGAUGUCUUCCAGACAACCUCGUCAAUAUCCACUCUAAAAGCAGCCUAAGGCCUCAGUGGCGACGUGUUCCAUAUCAUAACUUUCCUAUAACAUGUUGAAAAGCGAUAAACUUAUGGCCUAUAUUAAAAACCUUUAGCUGUAGUU
This is a messenger RNA of Cydia pomonella (codling moth), 1582 nucleotides long. RefSeq lists its product as uncharacterized. Gene Ontology annotation, cellular component: dendrite; membrane; axon. The transcript is spliced from 4 exons. The coding region runs from base 93 to 1328 and encodes 411 amino acids. Lineage: Eukaryota; Metazoa; Arthropoda; Insecta; Lepidoptera; Tortricidae. The record is from RefSeq and is a predicted model, not a curated record. Gene Ontology annotation, biological process: sensory perception of taste.